Molecule: messenger RNA, 1361 nt
Organism: Haemonchus placei
Lineage: Eukaryota; Metazoa; Nematoda; Chromadorea; Rhabditida; Trichostrongylidae
Source: the annotation of a GenBank genome assembly
GCUUCUUUAUGUUAUGCAUCAUAAUCUCCCUACUUCCAUUCGCUUUGGCCGGCAAUUUCCUCCUUGUCACCAUGGAUCAGGGCCGAUCACAUACGCGCUCGUUUCAACCGUUUAUGCAUCGCCUUCAAGAGGAUAAUCAUACAGUAUCACUGUAUUUCAAUACUUUCAAGCCUGAAAUCGACUUUCAUAUGAAAAAUGAGCUGAUCGACCUGUCCAAAUUCCUAACUAACCCCUUCGAUGAUGAUGCCUUCGGUAAACUUGUGUGGAACCAAGAAUUCUCGAUUUUUACACAGCACAGCGCAUCAUCCAGGCCAACCCAACCUCACUUACCGCGAGCCCAUGUUUUCAUAGAAGAGAUCACAGACGAAAAUUGGGACCUGAUUUUCGCCGACUCGCUUUUUAGCGUUUGCGGUUAUGGUGUCGUUCAAAUGAGCAAGAGACAUCAUAUAAUGGUUCAUUCAAGUGACGUUGAAGGGCCACACGGAACCUCGAAAGGGUUUCACAAGUUGGUUAACCAUCCUUUUUUCUCGUACGGCUCCUACUGUACUCCGAAAAAAGCACUACUGGGUAAUGUCAAAGACUUCGUUUCUGAUCCUUCAUCUCGAGGAACUAUUGUAGUUGCGUUCGGGACAUUAGUGCCAUGGAACCUAAGCCCACCCGAUAAGCUCGACGCCUUUGUACAGGUUUUCAACAAUCUAUCCGAAUAUCGCAUAGUAUGGUCUUAUAAAGGUCGACCCAUCAAUGUCGGUCGUCAUGUGAUGAUUUCGGAAUGGAUUCCACAGAACGAUUUACUUCUUGAUGAGAAAACCGUGCUUUUCAUCAGUCAUGGAGGACUUAAGAGGAUCGCGAGGGAAACCGUCGACACGCUGCCAUCUAUUACGGAGUCAAGCAUUCUCAUUUGCCACGCCGUUGUUGUAGUUUUACCGUGGCCCACUGUGCUACAUCACUUGAAGUCUCGACUUUCUUACAGUGUCAAAGAGGCGGCAUGCAGUGGAAUGCCUGCUCUUUUCAUGCCGAUGUUUGCUGAGCAAAAGAGGAAUUCGUGGCUGGCAAAACACAAGGGUUUCGCGGAUAUCCUCAAUAAAUUCCUGCUAACACAGCCAUACUUGGAAGAGAAAAUUCGCAAAAUGUUGAACACGCCUGACUUCAAGACCAAAGGAGAAUUACUGAAGAAGAGAUUUCUCGACCAACCUUUGAGUUCGCUUGAUCACGCAGCUUUUAUUGUGAAUAGGUUGCUCAAGUAUGGUGGUCGGAUGCCGUCGUUUUUCUAUACACGUUCUUUAGAGCUCAGUUACUUUACUACUUUGAAUAUUGACAUCAUAGUUGUUAUACCUUUAAUUAUGCUAACCAUAUUGUUAUAG